Messenger RNA from Bathycoccus prasinos, 813 nucleotides. RefSeq lists its product with no specific name. Gene Ontology annotation, cellular component: thylakoid; chloroplast. Gene Ontology annotation, molecular function: peptidyl-prolyl cis-trans isomerase activity. The transcript has a single exon. Lineage: Eukaryota; Viridiplantae; Chlorophyta; Mamiellophyceae; Mamiellales; Bathycoccaceae. The record is from RefSeq and is a predicted model, not a curated record. The coding region runs from base 1 to 813 and encodes 270 amino acids.
AUGUCGUAUAACUCCUGCUGCUGUCGCUCUCGCAACGCGUCUGUUUCUCCUCCCUCUUUAGGAACGACUUCAAAGAGGAGGACGAGGACGACGACGACGAGUGUUUCUUCUUCUUCUUCGUAUUCUUUAACGAGAAGAAGAACGGCUUUAAACUUUCACACGACCGCUGCGCUCAUCGCGGAGGAAGGCAGCGGCGAAAACAACAACAACAACAGACGAAAAACGGUUUUGAUGACGGGAAUGAGCGCGUUGUUGUCUUCUUUUGCGGGGAGAACAACCAAUUCACAAGCGGCUGAAUUAAAAGGCCAAGUCAAAGAUUGCGAAAACUGCUCGAACAGCAACACCUCUCUCCGGGAAGGCGAUAUGGAGUUUUUUACCUCAUACUCUGGUCUGAGAUACAUAGACUUGCGAGAAGGCGAUCUCGCGAAAGUGCCGAAGAAAGGCGACGUGGUCGUCGUCGAUUGGGUCGGGUACACCGCGGGGUACCAGGCGAAGAAGAUCGAGUCGACGCGAGAGACGGACGCGCCGUUUACGUUUCGAGUUGGAUCCGGCGAGGCGAUACCGGCGUUCGACGAAGCGGUGUUGAAUAUGGGGAAAGGCGGUAUAAAACGCAUCGAAAUCGCCGGCGAGUUAGAGGAGAAAUUAGGAUACAGUCGGAAUCCCGGUGAACGAUAUAACGGGGUUGGACCGAAACCGACGACGUUUGGUGGGUUGAGAGCGCUCGAUUUCGUGUUGGAUAACAAGACGUUGAAAGAUUUUAAUCGGACGCUGUUGUUCGACGUAAAGUUGGUCGCGAUUAGAAGCAGUACUUAA